Messenger RNA from Pundamilia nyererei, 838 nucleotides. Its product is annotated as RING finger protein 186-like. The record is from RefSeq and is a predicted model, not a curated record. The coding region runs from base 111 to 620 and encodes 169 amino acids. The transcript is spliced from 2 exons. NCBI's taxonomy places the organism in Eukaryota, Metazoa, Chordata, Actinopteri, Cichliformes, Cichlidae. Gene Ontology annotation, biological process: protein ubiquitination. Gene Ontology annotation, molecular function: ubiquitin protein ligase activity.
CCGACAGGACGUCCACGCCCCGCCUCUCUAAAGUUUGAAUAAAGCUGAGAGCGACUCGCCUUUUGACUCAUUCAAACUUUAAGGACGAAACGCCAGCAUCAGAAAACGACAUGUGCGCAGAGGAACUCGAGUGCGGGGUUUGUUACCAGAUCUACAACGCGGGUCGGCGGUGUCCCCGGGAGCUCCAGUGCAAGCACAGCUUCUGCGAGAGCUGCCUCUUGGCCCUGUCCAGGCCCCUGGGACCCGGAGAUGCGCAUCCGGAGGCUGGCAGGUUGAUCGUAUGCCCGCUGUGCCGACACAUCACAUCCAUCUCCGAUCAUGGGAAGAUCCGAGCCGAGCUGAGGGUGGACGAGAGCGCACUGGAGCGGCUGACGGCUGCGGGACUCCUCAACGAGCCCGAGGUGGACGAUCAGGUUCAAGGGGACGAGGAGGAAGCGACAGCUCCCGAGACUCCAGCCGAGGAGAGCGAGUCUUCCGCGGGCACAGGAGGCGGGAGACUCCGGCGGUCUUUGAAGAAAGUUUGGCAGGCGAUAAACGGCAAGGGCCAGCAGAGAAGAGAAGACUGUAUGACCAGUGAAGACCUGAGGGCCCUCGCCAUGAUGUCCUGCCACAUGUUUUGAGCAGCCCCAUAUGGCCCCAGAGUAAUGCAGUAUGAGUGACGAAUCAUCUUAAAAUGGACUUGAUGGCGAUGAUGAUAAAGCCAUGUGGACACUGUGAAUGUUUUGAUUCCUUGUUUGGCCGCUGUGUAGCCAAAUGUGAUGCCAAAGCAGCCUUUUCAGCCCCACUUAUGUACAGAUGCAACUGUUUUGAUAUUUAUUGUUUUUUUUUAUUUGUUUUU